ACGAAAAUUAUCCGAAAAAGAGGAGGGAAAAAAUUUUAGAACUAAAAAUUUGCCGAAACGACUUAGAGGGCGAGUUGGAUUUAGGGGAUUUUGUUAAUUUGGAAAUAUUAGAUUGUUGUAAUAACAAACUAAGCACCAUAGAUGUUAGCAAAUGUGUGGCUAAAAAACAUUUUCCCGAAAUGGCUUUGAUUAACAUUUCAGACAUAGAUGAAAUAGCCGAACAACUAAACAAGCAAACAGCCAACGACCCCGAUUUUUUAAAAAAAACCUUUAAAAUUAGCGAAAAAGAAGCCCAAAGAACGAAGGGGGAUUUUUUUCUAAUGUAUUCAGAAUUAGUCUCGCGAAUUGUGGCCCGUUGCUGCAUUAUCGAAAAUCGUUUUUGUGAGGGGAAAGAUGAAAGUUUUCCGCUGGGUAAAGCAAUGGAAGGAAAAAGAGUACUUACAAUUCCUAACCGUAAAGAAUUAAUUAAUAGAGUUUUAAAUGGUGAUUGGCAAUUAAUAGAAAAAGGUGGUGGGCCAUUCCAAGCAAAAAAAGAAAAAGCCUUGGGAGCCGAAGCAAUUGUCCCAAUUGCGAAGGCGUUUAAAAAGCUUUCGGGGACACAUUGUGACAAAAAAAAUAAUAUGAAAAAACCACAAAAAAAAUACACUAUCCUAGGCGGAGUUGCGGUCAAUUCUCAACAAUUAGCCGAGCGGUUUUUUCGCCAAAAAAAGAAACUACGGGAAACGGGCCAGGGAUUAAGAAAUUACCGCCUAACUGAAACUAAAACCUCUACCAUUCAGAAAGGAAAUUUACGCCCUCACUCGGCCUUGGCUUAUUGUAAUAAAUGCCAAGGCCUAGGCGGUCCGGAUUUACUAGGCAGCCAAUGCCAAUCCUGCCAUAACGGCGAAUACGAAAUUAAAACUGAAACUAUUACUAGCGCAAUUAAACGAGCUAUGACCGCACAGGAAAGAAAAGCCAAACAAAGAAACUCCCAAAAAAUACAAAACCAGUGA
This is a messenger RNA of Racocetra fulgida, 992 nucleotides long. NCBI's taxonomy places the organism in Eukaryota, Fungi, Glomeromycota, Glomeromycetes, Diversisporales, Gigasporaceae. The record is from the annotation of a GenBank genome assembly.